Molecule: messenger RNA, 10557 nt
Organism: Alligator mississippiensis (American alligator)
Lineage: Eukaryota; Metazoa; Chordata; Crocodylia; Alligatoridae
Exons: 2
Coding region: 186-1856 (556 amino acids)
Molecular function (GO): catalytic activity
Source: RefSeq, a predicted model, not a curated record
GGUAAGAAACAAUGGGCCCCAUGGGACUGGGAGCGGGGGGGCAGCAAAGGCGCCAGUCGCAGGGCUCAAGUGCCUAUAUACUAAUGCUAGGAGCAUGGGGAACAAGCAGGAUGAACUAGCGCUCCUGCUUGCACUAAACACCUAUGACUUAGUGGGGCUAACAGAGACCUGGUGGGAUUCAUCCCAUGACUGGGCGGUACAUAUUGAGGGCUAUAAAUUGUACAGAAAGGACAGGUCGGGGAAGAAAGGGGGGGGGGGUUGCGCUCUAUGUCAGUGAGCAAUAUACAUCAACCCUCAUCAAGACAGAAUCCGAGGUUGAGGAAGUAGAAGGAUUGUGGGUUAGGCUACAUGGGGGGCAAGGAGAAAGGGAUUUGGUGGUAGGGGUCUGUUACAGACCCCCACACCAAGGGGAAGAAAUAGAUGCGGGGCUCCUGAGGCAACUCUCGGAGACCAUAAAAGCUAAAGAGGCGGUAGUCAUGGGGGACCUAAACUACCCGGACAUCUGCUGGGAGACGCAGACAGCAAGGUCCCAUCGCUCACGCAGGUUUCUAACUUGUGUACAGGACCUCCACCUGACACAGGAGGUGCAUGGUCCCACUAGGGGGAAUGCCAUACUGGAUCUGGUAUUGGCAACGGGAGAUGACAUGAUAGGGGACCUCCAAAUCGGUAGCUAUCUGGGAGACAGUGAUCACCUUAUGAUAGAAUUCAACAUAAGACGGCGAGUGGGUAAGGUAACUAGUAGGGUGAAAGUGCUAGACUUUAGGAAAGCUGAUCUCAUUGCACUCAGGCGAUUAGUCAAGGAAGCACUGCAGAGUAGGAGUUUUGAUGGGAUGGGUGCCCAAGAAGGGUGGCUGUGCCUAAAGGAAACGAUCCUUUGGGCACAAAGCAAGACGAUCCCCGAGCGAGGCAAAAGAGGGAAAGGGGCCAGGAGGCUUCCAUGGCUGACCAGAGAAGUCCAGGGCAGCCUAAGGGCCAAAAGGGGAGCACAUAAAAAGUGGAAACAGGGUGAGAUCACUAAAGAUGAAUAUACCUCCUCUGCUCGUGCUUGUAGGGAGGCAGUUAGGCGGGCCAAAGCUACCAUGGAGCUGAGGAUGGCAACCCAAGUAAAGGACAACAAGAAAUUGUUUUUUAGAUAUAUUGGGAGUAAAAGGAAGGCCCAGGGAGGAAUAGGACCCCUGCUAAAUGGGCAGAAGCAAUUGGUGACAGAUAGAGGGGACAAGGGGGAACUCCUCAACGAGUUCUUUGCCUCAGUGUUCCUAAGCGAGGGGCACGACAAGUCUCUCACUGGGUUUGUAGAGAGGCAGCAGCAAGGCGCCAGACUUCCAUGCGUAGAUCCUGAGGUGGUGCAGAGUCAUUUGGAAGAACUGGAUGCCUUUAAGUCGGCAGGCCCAGAUGGGCUCCAUCCGAGGGUGCUGAAGGCACUGGCCGACGUCAUUGCAGAGCCACUGGCGGGAAUAUUCGAAUGCUCGUGGCACACGGGCCAAGUCCCGGAGGACUGGAAAAGGGCUAACGUGGUCCCCAUUUUCAAAAAGGGGAGGAAGGAGGACCCGGGCAACUAUAGGCCGGUCAGUCUCACCUCCAUCCUUGGUAAAGUAUUUGAAAAAAUUAUCAAGGCUCACAUUUGUGAGAGCCCGGCAGGGCAAAUUAUGCUGAGGGGAAACCAGCACGGGUUUGUGGCGGGCAGAUCGUGCCUGACCAACCUAGUCUCUUUCUAUGACCAGGUUACGAAACGCCUGGACACAGGAGGAGGGGUGGAUGUCGUAUACCUGGACUUCAGGAAGGCCUUCGAUACGGGUUUAUAUGGUGAUAAUCUGAUGACAACUGAGGAAAACUUGCUAACAACAUUUCUCUCCUAAAUUGGUUGGGUAUUUUCAGACUUGCAAGUAAGUGGAAAGGUAUUGCUGGUCACAAAUGAUUACUGUUCAUAGCUUAUUUGUAAUGUUCUUUCCAAACCACGAUGAUUGGUUGGUAUCACUGAGACUUCUGAAUUAAGUAUUGCUGCACUGUGAUAAACUCCUUAAUCUUAAUGGCCCUUGGUGUCCUUUUCCUGUAUACCUGCAGGAAUGUGUUGGAAUCAUGGAGAGAACUCCAUGAGAAUACUCCUUCUAGUUUGCUAGUCAUUAGGGGGAGGCCAAUGUGUGUUGGAUCCUCAUUUUUGCACUUCACACAAUUUUUUUACUUCUUCCUAUGUCUUUACCAUUGUCAGGGUGCAUGUACACAGAUACUUCUACUGUGGUACUAUUGUCUCUCUCCAUCUCCAAGUAUGUAAAACAUACCACCUGCUCCAGAGGUUUGGACAUAAUCUUUUAUUAUGAUGUCUCACAUCUCUGAAGAACAUCUGUGAAAGGAAGACUUUUGCAAUAUUCUCUGUCUUGUGCUUUGUUAAUCUUACUAAUUUGGUCCUUGUCAUUCUAUGUUUGGUUUAGAUGCAGCUGGAAAAGUUCUACUGAAAGUUGGAAGAGCCUUCUUUGAAAAUGUGCAUGUCCCGCUUAGGCCAUGUCCAGACGAGUCUGCCCGUCUGCAAUGUGGUGCUGCAGACACAGCUUCAACCCCACAUACCACACAUGCAGGUGUUCUCCAUCUUGCAUAGUAGCAGCAUGGGGGAUGGAGGAGUGGGAGGAGGAGGUUUGACCCUGGGAGAUCCUGGGAUCAAAGAAACCCACGCAAAAAAAGUGGGGCGGCACAUGCGGGGACAGCACGCGCUGCCCAAAACUAUAGCCUGGCCAGCCGGAGCCAAACUCAGGCUGCUGGCCGGGCUACAAGCAGCAGGAUUGCCACUCCUGUAACCCCAGGAGGCCCCCAGAACUCAAGAUAAGGCUGCUGGGGCCAGCCAAGUGCUGGCCCCAGCCUCCUCUACCCCACACAGAGUAACUUGCAGUGCACCAGAGGCCAUGUGGCACAGGCAUUCCCUGGGGACAAGUAGCAGCGGCAUAAGGUGUCCUGCUGCUAGUUGUCCUCAGGGAAACAAACAUCCACAGUCAUGUGAAUGUGACUGUAGAGUGCAAAACAACUAGACCUUGAGACCUUACAGGAAGCAUGAACACCAAACUAGGGCCUCUGACAAAGAUUAGGAGACCUGCACGGCAACCUUAAACUAAUUAUUUCACUUCUCAUAUUUUGUCUAUUUAAACUGUAAGGUCUCUAUAGCAGUGCUUGUCCCUUAUUGUUGCAUCUUACUUAGCCCAAUGGAACUCUGAUCUUAGCUUGGACUUCUGCCAAAAUAGAAAUGAUAAUAAACAUACAUUUUCUUAGUAUCUUUACAGUUAUUUGCCCUUAAGAGCUACACAGCACUCGUUUAAUGAUAGAUCUUCACUCAUUGCUGGAAGGGAAAAUGUACUGAUGUAAGAGAAAAGCUAGAAAUCCUACUGCUUUGCAAUCAGUCCAUUAGUCUUGUUACCCUGUGGGGUCAGGCCAACUCUUAGGAUCUCAAUAUUGUGCUGUUAGACAGGGGGGUGUGACACAAUUGCACAUAUACAAACACACAAAUCAAUUAGGUGCAUACACACACACACUAUCAGCUCAUGCACAUACACAUACACAUCCAAACCAGCCUAGGCACAUGCAUACCCAUCACCAAUUCAAGCACAUACACUAUAUACCCCAAAAGUUAGACAAUUCAUAUAUCAUGCACACAAUAACAUAUAUAUACACACACACCAAUUCACACACAUACAACCCACCUACACAUACAUACAGGUAAGUUCCUAACUUGGAUGGUACAGUGUAUAUGUGUGUGCUUGGGGUACCUGGGAUUCUUGGGGGAAGGUUCAGGUGAGAGAGAGAGAGUUGAAGUGUAUGGAGUGAAAGUUGCCAGAACCACGAUUAGAACCAGUGGACUACAGAGAAGUUAGCUGAGGAACUGAGGCUUGGGUUUAUUUAAGGUAGACUGAGGCUGACAGUUGAGAUAUUGGGGGAGGCAGAUAAGUGGUGGCAAGGAGGAGACAGCCAGGAAAGAAACUGAGGCAGAAACCUGGUUGCUCAGGGGAAAAGAAAAAGACAGUGGCAAAGAAACAGGGGGUUUAGAGGCAGAGAGGAGCUCAGAACAGGUGUUGGAGGUGGCAGUGAGCCAGAAGCAGGAGAUGGAGAAAUGAGACAGAAGUUAGAGGGGUGAGGUGCAGAGACUGAAGCAGAGCCAAACCAUAGUAAAGCAAAACCCAACUUAGGGAUCCAAAUAAAAGUUUUAUUACACAGACAAUACACUCACAGCCCCAUGAAGUUAUUGGUUCACGCACACACACACAAACACUCACAAUGGCAGCAGGAGAAAGAGACUCAGUGGAAGGGUUGGAGUCCAGGUAGGGAAGAGAAGCAGAGUCCAAGUCCUUGGUUGAAGAGGGGGUGGGGGGGUGAUAGCUACCUAUCCAGGCUGGAAAGGGGUCCUUGUCCAGUAGGUAUUGUCCGGAGUGGGGUCGCCAGCAGGGCCUCUGGGUGGAUAGGUGGUGUGGCAUGGUGCUGGUCCAGAGGGAGAGGGAGUCCUGCUGGGUCUGUCUUCACUGCCCCUUUUUAUAGGGGCAGACCUUGUGUGACCCUAGUGACAGGAGGCAUGCCCAGGCAAGGGUCAGCCCCUGGUGUACUGAGCAUGUGUGCUCCAUGCAGGGAUGUGCAGUUUCGGGUGUCUGUAAUGGUGGGGUACAAUGGUAGAGUUGCUGAUUCUGCAGGGUCUUUUGUCUUUCAAAUGCUGGGUUCUUGUGUCUGUUCCUGGGUGAGGUCCGUGGUUCCUGGAUGAAUCAAUGGCCUGGUCGUUACAGGCCAUUCAGUAGAGGCCUGCUACCAUUGUAUUUCAAUCAUUCCCAAUCACUCUCAUUCAUCUGAGAACCAAUUUACAUGGGAGGGGUACAUAAAUCACACAGUUGCAACACAGGGGAUGCCCAGGCAGAGGACACAAGAUGGAGGCUUGACAUACAAAAUGGAAACUUGACGUGACUUAUGCUAACUUACGUAUAUAGUCUUAAAACAGUAAUCACACAAUAUAAAAGCAGUACAAACAUAAUAAUUAUCACUUAUGAAACAGUGGGUAUCGAUAUCAAAAUAUCAGGGAACUUAUUUGCAAAGAGAGGAGAGAAAAAUAAAACUUACUACCCAAAAUAAAAUGUUAAACCUUAUCUUAUAUCUUAUAGGAAUAGAGAGGGAAGGAAAAAGUCAGAAAUGGUUGGGGAAGGGGAGGGAAUGCAUUUUAAAUCAAAGAAAAAAAGAAAAACUGGGGGUUUUGCUACAGUCUUACACAGCCGCAAAUCAAACAAAACAUUUCCUACCACCUCUGUCUCCCUCAGGACUAGUAAACAUACCAUUUAGAACAGUAGUUUUGGCAACUAGUUGUAACUGGAGGUCAGCUGACUAUAAGGAGGUGUCUGCUCCACGUCAUCUCUACUUCAGUACUAUGGUUAAAGGGAAAAGUUAGCCUGUGAGGUUUCAGGACUGCUGAAAAUAGCUACAAUUCUACUGAAGCUGGGUAGCAGGUACAAAAUUGUCCCAUGGAGUUGAAAUGCAAUGGGUGAAAUGCAUUAUUAAAGCUCAAUAGCAAGAAACAUGCAGGUACAGUAAGCUACUGAGUAUUACUAAAUGAAUGGAUUUUUAAUAGGCACUAUUUUGUUAAUAUAUUGCCUCCAGAAUAUCUUGUACUUCACUCUAAGUGUUUUGCUCAGAGCAAGAUCUGUACCCCAAGUAGUUACUGUCACAACCCAAAGUUGUGAUUUUUUGUUUGUGUGUGCGCUUCGGCACCGCUAAAUUAUUUCCCACCAAAUUUGUUGCUUUCUUUGCACGGUAGAGUUCUCUGCUGCGGGAGAGAACUCUGGUGCAGCGGGGGAUUUCCUGCCGGAUUGCAGCUUCUUUGCAGUGUGCAUCUCUUUCUUGCACUGUAGUGAUACACGUUGCAAAGAAGUUCCCACCAUUUGUAUUAGGAUCCGUGCCAUGUUAUUGGCCGAUUCCUAAUUUAGGCACACGUGGCGGCUAGCGAUUGGCUUGCUAGCCGUACAAAAGGCUUGGGUAGUUUCCGCCCAAGCCAGAGGAGGGAGGAAGAGAGAGAGAUUCUGUGUGAAGAUCUCCAAGCGCUGUGGACCCUCGCGGACCCGGCACGCCUCCCCUAAGCAGGCAAGAGAGGCAAUAGAACCGAGCCUACGGAGCUUUCGCUUCUCGCCUCUCCCCGUUGCCAAGCGCAAUCCUAGACAUAUCCCUUUCCUGUAACUUCGGACCCCGCGGAGCCUAGCAAACUCCGGGGAAAACUUAUUGGACCCGCGGAGCCUGAAUAACUCCAGGGAAACUUUUCGAACCCAACUUAACCGGACCCGCGGAGCCUAGCAAACUCUGUGGGAGCAAUCGAUUUGUCAGAGUCCUCCAACGAGGGUUCAAGCGGGAGCUGUGCCUGGAAACUUGUCCAGCCUACACCAAUACCAUCUUUGGGUGUAAGUAAACAAUCUUUUCAAUCAACCAUUACGCCUCCGUAACUAAUUCUAACUCGCGUGCGCUAAACUGCCUCGCGGUUCUCUCCCACCCUGCGUGCCCGGGCUGCCGGCCACAGCCCACAUGCACCAAAGACGGGUCCAGUACGACCCCCGUUCGCCCCUGGCUUGCCCAUGGCGGCGAGAAUGGGAUCGGAAUCACCGCAGCGCAUGGCAACGAGGGCGGGAUCAGGGCCCGGCCCGCACAGUUACCUAAUUAUAUUGCACCGUACUGUGUGCUGAAAAAUAAAAUGAUAGUGGCAUCUUAUGCAAGAAUGAUGUGCUGAAGUACAAGCCUGUACAAAGCCCAUACAACAUGUGAAAAUACAAAUCAGGUGGCUGCCAGACCAGUACAUAUGUUAAUAGUGUUGAAAGGGGCUAGCCAUGGGAUCAGUCAGCCAUUUGGAUUUUCUGUGGGUUUUAGAUUUGUCCUUUUUUCCAAGUAAAUCAUGGCUUUUAUUUCUCUGUGGAAAGUUUCCACCCAUUUGUUUUUUCAUAUAAUGUUAACAAUAUUCUAGGUGCCCUAGACAUUAAGAGAAGUUGCCUGCCUCAAGGAUCUUACAAUUUACAUGAGGCAGCACAGAAACAAGGAGGAAACAAUGUGAAUGGGACUGAAUAUUACAACAGAGUAUGUGUCAGCUUAGUUCUACAGUGCUUGUAUUAACUAUUUUAAGAAGCAAAGCUUUUUCAGUACGCUAAGAAAAGUGGGGUGAGCUGGGCUAGAAUUUAAGCCUCUGAAGAAACAGCUUUUGCAGAGGGCCUUGUAGAAAAAGAUAAAGGCAGUAAACCUGAGUUUUGACUUUGCUCAAGCAUAUGGAUGAAGCCCAGAAAUAAGAGAGGGACAUUAACUAGAGUGAACCAGAAGAGGUUUUUGAAGACAAGACACAGGGCAAAAACUUCCCUCCAGAAUUGUGUGUGGGCCUCAUAGGCAGGGUGGCAAGCUCCUCAGUAAUAAACAGGUGAAGCAAUUUGAAGAGUCAUGUAUUGCAAACAGAGCAUGGUGACAUCAGUAGGCAAAUAAGCAAUUUGAUGCUCACCAGGGCAAGGAAGCCCUAUGUAUCCCAACCCAACUGUCAUUGCACCUGACUACAAUGAAAUGUUUUUGUAAGACUAGAGACAUUUCAUGCCCUCUGAAGAGACAUUUGCUGCCUAGUGACGUUUAAGAGGUAAAGAAACCAAGAUGAAGCAAUAAAAAGACAACCCAAGGCACUAGAGCAGUGGUGCUCAACCUUUUUGUCUGCAGGGGCCUGAGUGGCAGUUAGGCAGCCUGCAGCUGCCUACAAUGCCAAUUAGGCAGUUGCCUGAUUGGGAGCAGGGCACAGCUGUGCUCUAUAAGAGCAGAGCCCUGAACAACUACAAAGAGGUGGUCGUUUGCUGCCAGUAGCUGUGGAGAACACCAUCUGGUUGUUGCUCAAAGUAUGUUGCACAAACGGCUAGUUUCGUGCCCCUGGAGGCUUUUCCAAUAUACCUCAAGGAGAGAGUCACACACACUCAGGCUGGAUCCAUCUUGAGUUUAUUUGUUUGCAAACAGAUCGACAAGGGAGUUCAAUGCUCAAAGCCGAGUCGACCCCUAGCCAUGCCCGAAGUUACAUUUUCAUACCUCUCAUGAACAAGAUUCCAUUGUGGCAAUCUGUGAUUUGCUACAGUUUUCUGCAAAGUUUAGUACAUGCGUAGUCCUAAAACGAGCAAGUAACAAGGGUUGCAAAAUUUAUGUGCAAAGCAAGCAGUAACUAAUCUUUGUGUUCCCACAGGAAUCAGCCUUAUCGCAAACUGACCAUUUGUUCGGACUGUUCCUUAUUAUGCUACUGAUUAUCUAGUGCAGGAAGAAAGAAGAGAAAAAGAAACAAUUUGCAGUUCUCAGCUGUGAAGCCUUUUGUGUAGUGAGAUCAUGAGACAUUUUUCCCACAAUUCCCCCCUCAAGAUGCUUUCUAACUCUAAUCUUAAUAGAUUUCAGCCAGUGCUAAUUUUUGAUAAUGCACAAGCAUUUCUCAGUUGAAGAUUGACUGAAUUGUCCGUUUUAUGAGGGCUAUGAGACAGGGUAAAAUACAGGGGAGCAAGCAAAGCAUUGACAUUAGCAGGCACAAGACAAGAAAAACUCCUUUUAACCAUCCAAAAUUGGGGAGCCAGGAUGUAAACCAAUCAAAAUUCCACCUAUUCCAUGUUUGGACAGGGACACGUGCAACCUUUUCCAUUUCAUCUGCUAAGGCUUUGAUUAUCUCACCAUUAUCGUCGAUAUUGACACAACAGUUUGACAAGUUCAGCUGUUUACAUACUCCUCCUUCACUUGCAAGUAAAUAAUCAAGAGCUAAGUGAUUUUGCAGUACCAUGGUACAAAGUUGGAUGAGCUGGUCCCCGAUCAGGCAUAGGGCUGCAGCAGUUUUAUUUGUAAUAAUCUCCACUACGGCUUGGAGUCUAAUAAUGCGAUUUGUCAAAUAUGUGGGCUCUCUCCCAACUACAUUUGGCUCCCAAGUUGCUGGGCCAUAGUACUGAAUUAUUCUCUCUGCUGGCCACUCAUCCUUACCCCACUUUUGGCCCCCUCCUGCCGCUAUUCUCUCGAAGGAGAUAUCAGUGCUGUGUUUUGCUCGAUGAAUUUUGGGUUGUGUUAUUCAAACACCCGGAAUUAAAGCCCCCAAAUAACAAGUCCCAGUCCAGCUGGCGGGAAGCUGUCUAUAUGCCCAUCACCCACAAAUCCACCAUAGCCCACAGGCUUCAUUUGUGAUGGUGGAACGAGAGCUCAUUAAAGUUAGAGUUAGUGAGCUUCUUUUUGUUGAACUCCGACUCACCGUGGUACCAUUUCGAUAGUGGGUACAAUUAAUGCCCCAAACUGAGAUCCACUCCUUACCCAAUAGGCAGCUACAAUCGUCAAACUUGUUAUAUGAGACAUUUGCGCAUGUCCAUGCACCCUCCCAGGGGGCGAUCUCCUUAGAAAUCCAUAUUUCCUUGCACCUUGACUGUCCCACUCUAAAUCCACCUCCGUGUUGGGAAAUGCAGAUAGAUCCGGUAACUUUCGCCACCAUAAGUCUCCCAGAACCAUUAUAUCGCGAAGAGAAAUUGAAAUUGCGAUUAAAGCCCCAAUCUGAGACUAUACCUGUCCUAUUGAGGGGGAUAGGCAAGAAAGGGACUCCCUCAUCACUAGAGACGGGAGUAAGGACACACAAAAGACAACUCUGGUUAGUUAGCGCCUGGGCUGAGUCCUUGAGAAGGGCCACCCAUGAAUUUCCCACCCAUGUAUUUGUAGGUGGGCCUUUAGGUUCCCAUAUACUACUGACAGGUUGAAGGCUUGAAGGCCAAUCUUUGAGGAUUGCAGACCAGAUUUCUGGGUCCUGCUUUACACACAGCGGUGUUGUAUUGCCGGAUUGAAUUAUAAUUUCUCAACGCAGGCAGCACUGGGAAAUGGGGUGCAGGAGGGCACUAAGUACUGUAGACUUUGAAAUUUCGUAGUUAGCCUUAGUGAGGGUUCCACCCCCGCUUUGGGAACACUUACAACAGGUGGGCAUAAUAGCUGGGUUUGAUAUGCCUAAAAGGGACAAGAGCCCCAACAAAUAGACUAGGGCCCACAUCUUUGCAAGCAUAACUUCAAAUCUCCAGCAGGUUCACUUUUCCAUUUGUUGGCUUUUUGUUCCCGGGUGUUAUCAGCUUCCGGAGUGACCACACCCUGGGAGUUGGUGUCCUCCUGAUGAAAAGGCUUCACCCUCGAGCAAUGGGUCCACUUAUCGCUGUUUGAUAAGCGAACAGCUGUGUGUGUAGUCAGCAGCACCUGGUAGGGUCCCUCCCACCUUUCUGCAAGAGGAUCCUUUCUCCACUUUUGUACCAGGACCUGGUCACCCGGUUUAAAGUUGUGGAUUGGCGCAUCAAGCGGGAGACUCUGGAAAGGUGCAGUGAACCUGUGUAGGGAAGACAAAACAGACUGCAAGGCGAUUACAUGUUCCCAAAUUUCAGAUUUUCCCAAAUCUACAGUAAUCUGUUCUCUCCACCCCGCUGGCAAGACUCUGGGAGGCAUACCAAACAUUAAUUCAAAAGGUGACAAUUUAAUCCCUCUACGUGGUGUGCUACGAAUACGAGUUAAAGCCAGUGGGAGUGCCUGCGGCCAUUUCAAAUGAGUCUCAAUACAGAUUUUCGUUAA